AUGAAUAAAUUUACACUAAGGUUUCCACCAUAAAUGGAGAGUAAAUAUGAAGAGUUUACAAGAGAAUCAUGCUUAUUUCAUUUUAAACAUUAUCAACCAAUCUUAAUAAUCAUCAAUUUAAGUGUGACCAUAAUCCAACUCAAAGGUGGAUAGAUAGUAAAUGGGCUAUUGGAAUCAAUCAUAACUAUAUUUUUCAUUUUACAAAUUCCAUUUAUAGUUAAAUAUCGUAAAGGAAAGAGUAUAUGCAGUGUAUUUGUGAUAAAUAAUCUGAUUAUGACUGCCAUACAGAUUUUAGUGGAUGUGAAUACACCUGCAUAUGAUAAUUCAUAUGUAUCGGGAUGUGGGAUAAUAAUCAUCAAUAUUACAUUAUUGGAGCAUUACGAUUUUGUGUGGAAUGCGUUCUCUUUAAUGGCAAUAACAACAGCCCGUUUCAUAUAUAUUCUAUUUUAUUUUACCUUCGAUGGAAUGGCUAUACUUUACAUAGUUUUAUCGCUAUAUUUAUUCAUGCUUCUCUACAGGAAAUCAUACAUAAAGCGAACAUUAUUCAUUUAAUAUCAGAAUGAAAAAGAAAUAAGAAACAUAUUAAAUGAAAUAAUCCAAAAUAUAUAUAUCUAAUUUAAAUUUGAUAAAAAAUCAUUUUAAUUUGAAUUAAAGUACGCUAACCAAUAUGCUGAGCAAAAAUUAGGAAUCUCGAACAACCAAGAUUUUAGGGAUUUCUUACAUCAAUACUCAAUUUAUGAUUCAAUAGCCACUUCUAAAAUUAAUCAAAAUCAGCGUAGUUUGGCUAUGGAAUCCAAAUUAAUAGGACAAUUUUUAUAUGAAAAGAUGAUUAUCGAGUAGACUCCUUUAAAAAAACUUGAAGCUAUUAUUCAAAAAAAUAGUUCCAAAUAAUUAUACAAUAUUAAAUUGUAUGCGUAUUAGAAUGAGAAUAGGGAAAUAUUGAUGUUGAUGGAAUAGAGACAGGAUAUUUUACAAGAUGAUGAUAAAUUGAAAUAAAAAGAUAAGGAAAUUAAACUAUUAUCCAGCAAAUUAGAUAAGAUUAAUUUAAGAACAAACAAACAAUUAUUCUAAUUAUGUUAAUUAUAAUAGAAUUCUGAUGAUAGGUAUUAUUUAAAAGUCAGUGAAUCUUUAAUAAGUGGGCAGAUUAUUUCGAACACAAAGAUCAAAAUGAUCUUGGAUGCAUUUUAGAUCUACUAUUUCAAAAUCAACAAUUUAGAUUUAGAAACAUUUUCUUUAAAGAAUCUAAUUUAUCAAUCUUUAAUGAUUAUGAAUACUGUGGCUGAUGUAGAGAACAAAUCUAUUUAAUUCGAAUCUGAUUAGUCAGAUCACUUUGUUGUUACAUCAAUAUAACAUAUCAUCUAAUUUAUAUUCUCCAAUCUUUUAUAUUUAUUUCUCAUCUAAAAAUAUCAUAGACAUAUCAAGGUAGAAUUGAGCAAUCUCGAAGCCGAUUCGUGUAUUGCUCUAAACUUUUAUAUUGAGGGGUUCAUCUCAUUAGAGUUCUUACGUUAAAAUACAUUUAUUAUUUAAAUGAUAUAUAAAGGUUUAUAAAUAGUGGGACCCAAGGCAGAAAUUACUACUUAAUUCUCUUUCGAUGCCUGUCCUAAUUUAUUAUAUAUUAAGAUAUACAAAAACUUAGAUUAUGUUCUGAAUGGGUGA
Paramecium tetraurelia is the source of this 1656-nucleotide messenger RNA. RefSeq lists its product as uncharacterized. Lineage: Eukaryota; Ciliophora; Oligohymenophorea; Peniculida; Parameciidae. The transcript is spliced from 3 exons. The record is from RefSeq and is a predicted model, not a curated record.